AUGAGGAUUCUUACCGAAGUAGUCGACCGUCUAGCUGUUGAGCAACCAGACGGUCUCUGGGUGAAGGCUGGCGCAUUAGACAAUGGAGUUCUAUCCUGGAGUGACAUUACCUGGUCCCAACUAGCCAGGGCUAUUGACUACAUUUUGCAUUGGAUGGAAGAUCGACAUGGACUCCCAGCAGAAAACGAGACUAUGGGGUAUAUGGGAAUUAGCGAUAUCAGAUAUCCCAUCAUGAUCCUCUCUGCAAUGAAGACGGGGUACAAGAUUCUUCUAGCAUCGCCCCACAACUCUCAAGAUGCUCAAGUGUCUUUGCUCAAAUCAACACGAUGCAAGAAGUUCCUCCACACGCCUGAAUUCGCCCCUCAGAUGCAAGCCUUGGCCGUGCACCAUUCAGAGCUCAGCCCUGUUGAGAUUCCAUCUCUGGAUGAGAUUUUGCAGCCCGAGCCCGUCUCGAAACCGUACUACAACUUCCGCCGUCCUCGAGAGGAUGAUGUUGCACUUAUCCUACACUCUAGCGGGUCAACAGGCCUGCCCAACCCCAUCUUCAUCCGGACCGGAGCCCUGGCGGCCGCUGGUUUGAUCAUAGAGCCACACGCGGAUCGGAAGGUAGCAGACGACGAAGCUUUCUCUGACGAGAUCUGGUCGUGGGUGGAGAAGGCCAAUGCUGGGUGUCCAGCUUAUGCAAAGGUGUGGCACUCCAUGACCAUGGUGGCGACCCCCGAGAAGCCUUUCAAGCGUUCCGCCAAAGGUUCCAUCAUGCGCGAAGCCACCUACGAGCUGUAUGAGUCGGAGAUCGCACAACUAUACAAGCGACAGGACGAGUUCUCGAGCCACGAAUCUGAUAUUAUCGACGGUCCAACCGACCUCGCGAGUAUCAAGUCUGUACUCAGAACGACACUGCGUACGUGUCUAGCAUCGUCUAGCCGGGAAUAUACGGAUAAUGAUGACUUCUUCGUUGGUGGGUUUGAUUCCUUGCGCGUGCUGCAGAUGAGCAAAAUCCUAUCAGGAGUCUUCCGUGUGAAAUUGUCAAGUCAAGAAUUCUGCCCGCCACGGUUGAUAUACAAUAACCCAACCAUAAACCAACUAUCUCAAGCCAUCCAGCAGAGAAUCACCCACAACGACCAUAACGCUAUUAACGUAUCACUAACCUUGAUGUCGAGAGAAGAGAAGAUGUCAGCAAUGAUAUACAAGUACACAAGAUUGCUCCCCGCCGCCCCGGUAACUGGCAUUCCACCCCCAUCUGGAAAAUACAAAGCAAUCCUGACUGGUUCCACGGGCUCCCUCGGUACAUAUCUUCUCCACUAUAUGUUACAAAGCCCAUUAUUUGAACGUAUUUAUUGUUUCAAUCGCUCGGCAGAUGCUGAAUCCAGACAAAGGAAGAGCCUACUUGACCGAGGAUUUGAUGUGGACGACCUAGCCGAAAAGGUUGAUUUCCUCACUACAGACCUAACUCCGGGACGAUUCGGUCUGUCAUCUAGCAAAUACCAGGAACUUCAAGAAAAUGCCAAUGUUUUUCUUCACAAUUCUUGGCCUAUCAACUUCAACAACAGUCUAGAAUCUUUCGAGUCGACCGCUAUCAUCGGGGUACGCCAAUGUAUUGACUUUGCAUUGUCCGCGACGCAUCGUCCUCAUAUCAUGUUUUCUUCUUCUAUUGCCAGUGUCGGGAACCAGCAUAUCAUUCGAGACGAUGGCCCUAUUCCUGAAAUAUUCGAGGACGAUGUCUGUCUUCCACUAAGACGGGGAUACGGGAAAUCCAAGCACGUCGCCAGUUCUAUUUUAUUCCGGGCAGCGAGGAAAUCGGGAUUGAGAGCAACUGUUCUCCGUCUGGGCCAGUUAGGAGGUCCCGUGGAUGGGACUGGAGCUUGGAAUAAAGCUGAAUGGUUGCCGACCUUGAUUGAGACAUCCAAGUCUCUGCAAAAGAUUCCAGCCACCCUUGGAGGCCAGGACGCAGUCGACUGGGUCCCCGUGGAUGUUGCAGCUCAAUCUGUGAUAGAACUCACCUUAUCCCGACUUGAGGACGACUUGACCAAGAAUCAAUUAUUCGACUGCUUUAAUAUUGUCAAUCCGCAGAUUGUCCAGUGGAAUGAUCUGGUGCACACCGUCUCUGAUUUUUAUCACAAGCAGGGAUGUGCCAUGGAGGUAGUCGAAUACAACGACUGGCUUAAUGCAUUGAUGCAAAUCGGCCCAGUCUCCGAAAAUAUUGAUAAAUACCCGGGAAUUAAGCUGACCGGAUUCUAUGUGGAUAUGGGGCAGUUGGAGAACCGGAAGGUACACCUUGCUACAGACCGGUCGGUGCUUAAGAGUAGUAGCUUGGCCAAUCUGCAGCCUCUCGAUGGUCAGCUUGUUGAAAGAUGGCUGGAGCGCUGGGCCUUUUGA
This is a messenger RNA of Penicillium verrucosum, 2376 nucleotides long. RefSeq lists its product as uncharacterized. The record is from RefSeq and is a predicted model, not a curated record. The transcript is spliced from 3 exons. NCBI's taxonomy places the organism in Eukaryota, Fungi, Ascomycota, Eurotiomycetes, Eurotiales, Aspergillaceae. Bases 1 to 2376 code for a protein of 791 amino acids.